AUGUCAGCUAUCGAAAACAUUUCACCAGCCAUUAUCAAAAGAAUAUCAAAAGAAUUAAACAUUCUUGUUGCACAGCCUCCAGAAGGAAUUAGAGUUAUUGUCAAUGAACUAGAUGUUUGUGAUAUUCAAGCCUGGAUAUUAGGACCUGAGGGAACACCUUAUGAAGGAGGAAUGUUUAAGAUCAAAGUGGUACUAGGAACUGAUUUUCCAUCAGCUACUUCAUGA
Messenger RNA from Entrophospora sp. SA101, 225 nucleotides. NCBI's taxonomy places the organism in Eukaryota, Fungi, Glomeromycota, Glomeromycetes, Entrophosporales, Entrophosporaceae. The record is from the annotation of a GenBank genome assembly.